Molecule: messenger RNA, 1107 nt
Organism: Fukomys damarensis (Damara mole-rat)
Lineage: Eukaryota; Metazoa; Chordata; Mammalia; Rodentia; Bathyergidae
Exons: 4
Coding region: 1-624 (207 amino acids)
Source: RefSeq, a predicted model, not a curated record
AUGGGUGCAGGUUGGGCUUCCAGCACCGCCCACCCAAAAAGCCACCACCUGUGCCGACUGCUGCGAGCCGAGCCGCGCAGCUCACAGUUGACAAAGCCUCUAGACCACCGAUCGGGCCGGGCUAGGGGCGGGGCCACCAAAGACGCAGCCCCUCCGGGCUACACCCACAAGUUUCGCAGACCAGUUCACCACUGCCCUCUGCUGGCACUGCUCACGUACUGUUGGAGCCAGCCAAGAGUCCCCAUCCUGGGACCUCAUUAUUCUGCCCUCCUGCAGACAUUACUGGGGCAUUAUGGCCUUACCUGGGUUUGCACCUGCAGAAAGCUGCCGUCAAAGAAGGAAGGCUAUGUGGAGGGAGCAAGGUAUGAAGGGCCAGAAACCAAGUGUGAAAGCCACUGGGAAGUACUGCAGCAGAGCCUGGGCUCGGGAGGACCUGUACAAGAUCGUGGCUCCCAGCUCAUGGGAGCUUUAUCAAUGGAGGGGAGCAAGACCAGGACUGACCCUCACCCGCACCAUGAACUGGAUCCAGCAAACCAGUCAGAUCUGCAUUCAAAAGCCACUCCUGUGCUCCUUCUGUGUGACUUGGGCACUAAUUUCUCUGAGUGGGAGGACCUUGGACACUGAAUUCUCUGAUGGGUACAGGACUGCAGAGGUAGCUCUAGUAGUGGCCAAGUGUGUGCCUAUCAUGCUAAAGACCCUGAGUUCAAUCCCCAGCACUUUAAAAAAAUAAAUGAAUGUUCUAUAUCUCUUCACAUCCCUUUAGAGGAGGAUUAGCAGCCUCCCCCACCCCCGCCUCUGCCUUUUCUUGAUGAAAAACCAAAGUCCCCUCAAAGUUAGUGCGGUGAGGUUUAUGUCAGGACUGGGGAAGCACAGAGGAACAUAAAAACCAGCUGAAGACGGUAUUUAAUCAUUGCACCCCCUUCUUUCUGGUGCUGGGAAUGGAGCCAGAGCCAGGGGCAUGCUGGGCAAGCACUCACCACUGAAUGAGGAGGUAGAAUUUAAACUAAGACCCAGAGGAUGAACCAAAGCAAAUGAAGCAUAAAUGGGAAGGGAGAGGGAAAUUUUGGGGUGGAAGCACCCUAUACAAAGGACUAGAGGGCUGGCAAU